Molecule: messenger RNA, 6030 nt
Organism: Amoebophrya sp. A120
Lineage: Eukaryota; Dinophyceae; Syndiniales; Amoebophryaceae
Source: the annotation of a GenBank genome assembly
AGGAUGAAAAAAAUUUAAAGCGAAUAUCUGCCGGGCGCUCUUGCCCGGUAGUAGUUCUCUCUCGCCCGCAGCAGAAUGACGAUGCGCGGCGUUCUUUCUCGGAGCAACAAAAGGCUCAACGGCGUUGCCAUGCGCCUUCUCUGUUUUCUCGUCGCGGUACAUUCUACUUCGGGACACGCCUCGCAACUGCAGAAAGCCCUACAUGAGGAACAUUACCAGCACUCCUCGGAAACGCAGACCGGCCGACUCUUCGGCGAGCUCGCGACUGCUACCCUUCAGAGAGCUUCUUCCCGCGCAACUGCGACAGUCGAAGGCCGUUAUGGUGAACAAAUCGACCGCGGGGGCCUCGCAGCGAAGGGAGCAAAGAAGGGGUUUCUCCAAGGCGGGGGAGAAGGUGCAGCACAGGCGCGCCGAGACCACAGUGGUCCUCCUCUAGCAGAGUAUCAAAAGUAAAAAUGUCUGGGUCUGGAAACUUGUGAUGCUGGGUGGCGUCUCAUGAUGAGGCUACAAAUGCUGGCUCAGCAUGACAAGUUUCUGAGCGCCUAGGUGUUGCCUAUUCUGCAUGACAAACUGCGCUUCUGCAUCACAAAAAAACGGAGCGCUUGGGUAACGUGCAUGACAGAUUUAAGAAUCAUGCCAGACAAGCAUGACAAACAUAAACUCUUCCAGACCCAGACAUUUUUACAUUUGAUACAGAGCGAUCGUUCACCAUCCCACUGACAAAGCAGUUAUGUCUUCAACGGUCGUUAGCGUACAGAAGGGUGAAUUUGUAUUGCAUGGCUUGCAUUUAGUUAAAAGAGAAGGGCGCUGCGUAUUAGACACACGAGCCCAAGCAUCCCACGCAGCGUGAAGGGCUGCUCGUCGCGCGGUGGCACUUGCAGCACCGAAAGAAGUGGUCCUGCGGGGGCCCGCCGGACUGUGUAGGGCAUAUGUAACCAAAGAUGGUGAAUCGUGGGGCUCUUGUUCAUCUGCGCGUCUGCCUCAGAAGUUCCUCUCCGGAAUGGUCGGGAGGGAGGGCGACGCCUGAACACAGGGGCACUAGUUCAACACGUGCGCUCUCACGAGUUGUGGCUGUGGCUUGGAAUUGGAUAUCUGGGAGUAGCCUCGGGUGGAAGGGAAGGCACGACUCGGCUACGGGCACUAGCUUGCUUGGCCUGGUGUGCUCAAAAAAGUGCACAGAUAGGCCAUGGGAAGGAACGCAAAGGGGGAAAAAGCGGAGUCCUCUGCUGCCCUAAGCCCGUCUGUAUUCUGCUGAAAAUGCCGCAAGAUUUCACGCGCCUGCCGGAAAAAUGCGUCAAAGCUCUCGGCCGGGUCCUUUCGUCCUUGCCUGCCUUCUUGCUUAGUUGUAUGCGCUUCGCAGCCUUUAUUUCUGGCGUCUUUGCCGCGGCUGCUGCUGCUGCAGUGCUCUUCUGCGAGAACGGGGAGGCGCAAAAAUCUGCCCAAAGAACGGCGCCCGGGCCAUGUCCUCUGGCUGCCCACUGCACAAAAGCCCGCGGCUGCUGCGCGGUGCAGGGCCUUCUACUUCCCAGAACAGGGCCAAGAGGGACAGGGUCCCGGCGGGCUCAUCUGCAAUUUGUCAUGCACAAUUCACUACAAAUUCACCACUUCUCAUGCUAACGCGUGUUAAAGCUCUAACUAAGCGAUCGCUCACCAUCCCGCUGACAAAGCAGAAGGUCGUGUUAUUGUGAGGAAAAAUCCCCCCUCCCCAUACCAAACCGGGACACUUCUGAAAAUUUGUGAUGCAGAUUUGAGACCACAAAUCGUCGCUGUAUUGCAUGAAGGCAAGUCUACAGGCUCCGCCACAUUCUACAGGCGGUUUGUCAUGCUGUUGCUCCUACAGCGUAGACGUCUGCCAUGCUACGCGCCUAGGCCAAAACUUGUCUACUCAGGCCUGAUAUGGGCCUGCAGUCCUCGCCAGCGAGACAAAUCUGAUUUGUGUACUCAAAUACAGCAUCGGGCGUUUGCCGUCACUAUGCUACCCUCAAAAAUUUAUAAGAGGGUGGCGCGGCGAGCGGCGGUGUUGGCGAGUGGUUCUGCGGGGAGGUCCUUCCCUGCCUGGGAGGUGCUUUGCCUUCUACUACCUACAUCCAGUCACAACGUAGCUGCUUUCACGGUGGAGUUGCGGCAUGGUGUGUUUUGGUCGGGGCGGGCGGCCUCGCUGCGUCCCUUGCUGAUGGUCUACGCGGUGUUUUCGGCGACGCCGUACUCUUCUGCAGGGCGCCACGGUGUCCUUUACUACGUCAGCUGGUCCUUCAAGAGCCCUUUCGUCGUCAUCCCAGUGCUGUCGUUGACAGACCUCGGGCUGAUAAUCCCGUUGCAGGAGGUUCGGUCCUUGGCGCGUCUUCGCCACCGGCAGGAGUCAGGAUGGGUAGAUGGGUCUCCUCGUUGUUGCUUGAGCUUGCUCAGGUCUUCGCUGCUUUCGGUGGUUGGUGGCCGCUCUUGAGUUUCAGGUGUGGGUCGGAGUUCGUUUGCCUCUCGUCAGUUUGGACGGAGUGCUCUCGUUCAGCCACCCCCCGGCGGUCGACUGUCGGCUAUCUGGCUCCCCCAGCUCAUGAUUGCAGUGUUGGCUGGUGACGACGAGGUUGCGGACAGUUGACUUGUCAUCUGUCUGGUUCGCCUAUUUUGCUGCCACGACUGUUUGGUCCCCGGUCCCCUGAGGCGGGGGGAUACGGGUUACCUGGUCGGGAUGUCGCGCGGAAGGUGUCUCUCACGUCCCUUGCUCUUCGUACUCGCCGCUGAGUACAGUCGAGCACCUUGGUUGAUCGCCACACUGUUUCAUAGUGCUGAAACGACCCGGCUUUCACUAGGGGGAGCAUUCGUACACUUUGUGCCCUCCGGGACUAUGCCUCUGCUUCCGUCUAAACUGAGGGGUCCACUUAUCCCUCUCGGUAUUCGGUCGCAGAGAAGGGUUGCCGGGGUCUCCCUCGCAUCGGUUCUCGAUGUCGGGUGUGAGUUUGUAACUGCGGGGGCAGUGGUUGGCUUAGGUUUGCGGAGUACAUCUGAAAAGAGGCUCCCAUUCCUUCUUCCAGGUAGCGAUCCUAGAUCGCAGCCACGCGGAGCCACCCCCGUAUUUCACCCCCAGGGGGUUGUGGACCUGGCAAAACCGAUGAGUUCGGGCUGCUGACUGUUCCACCUCUUCCGAGUGCGAUCAUGUUACGCCUCACGCCUCAAAUACAGCAUCACAAAUUUCGUUUUCGAUAUGGGGAGGGGGGAUUUUUCCUUUUGAUACGUGUAUGAGACGCACUACGCAACUCAAGGUAUGGCAAUUCAAAACGAUCAGUUUUGCAUUUUGCGACCCCAAAACAACGCUGUAUUAUUGGGGUUUUGUAAUGCGAAUCUGCGAUCCGUCUUCUCCGCCGGUCAGAUUGUCUCCUGCUUUGAAGGUGUCAAUUAGAUAUGAUAUGAAAAAAGGUCCUGACUUGAGCUAGCUACUUUAGGCAUGAAGGAGGGUUAAUAGUUUGCAGGUAAGUUAGAUAGUAAAGCAACUGCAUAUUGGUGAACGCUAGAAAGGGAGCCCAUGUUGCAGACGUGGAAAUCGUUGAACUUGAGCAGGAAUUUGCCACUGUACAGGUCGCGGCGCCAUCUCGUUUCCGAGGACGACUGCAAAGGGAGGCCUGAAAGUGGUCCAAAAUGAUCAUCGUUCCACGAGCUAACGGGAUCGCUUUUGCAAAAUUUACACAGUCGCGACUCAAGAGGUAUUUUUUAACGUCUAAAAGUGGCCUCAUUUGGACCAUAUCUUGAGUUGUAUCUAAGUACAAGCCUGCGACGCAUCAAAAGGACCCUUAUUUGGGACGUCUCCCGGAGAGGUCUGAAUUGCGGCCCUCUUGCUCUAUUUGCGCGGUAUGCUCAAUUCUACAAAAAAGCCAAGGCUUUUCAGCUAAGCACGGCGGUAUACUGGUGCUCAGCAUUCCAUCUUUUCCGCCGUUAGCUCGGUACUCCUGCAAAGCACGAGCUAACUCUGGACUUGAGCGAUUCCUGUGCUGUCAAGGGGUGCCCUACCUCUGGAGACGAACCAGACAGGCCUGCAACACUGAUCCAAGCCGGCCUCUUUUAUGAUAGCACUUCAGCAGUCAUGUCAUUAGCUAGCUAGUUCAAAUCAGGACCUUUUUUCAUAUCAUAAAAUGCAUAAACCAAAUCCGGCAACUGGACUUACCUUCGAACGCCGCCACUUCUGCGUCGCGAAACAGGAUGGAAAAUGGAUGAUAAAGCUGGAGCUGCUAUAUAGAUUGUUGAGACCGAUUUUUUUGAAUUGCCAUACCUUGAAUUGCGUAGUACAUUUCAUAUCGUGUCUGCGUCGAAAAAAGAGCGAUCGUUGACCAUCCCACUGACAAAGCAGAAGGUCGUUUCUUUGUCGAAAAAAAAGCGAAAUAAUUUUCAACCGGGAAGACUUCUCCUGCAACAGCGGCGAGAAAGGCAUAGCGAGGAUGGCCGCCGGUCGUCUUGGUCCGAAGAAUAUUAUAACACGAAGAAACACAAGACCGCCUACUUCGGACAAAUUUACCUGGGUACCCCACCCCAAGAGUUCUCUGUUGUAUUCGACACGGGGAGUGGAAACCUGAUGGUCCCGGCAAAGGACUGCCACAGCAGCCCGUGUUUCUCGCAUCGCCGCUAUGAUUCAAGACAGUCCGCCACCGCGAAAGAGAUCAACUUCGACGGCACGAGCGUCUCGUCGGCCAGAAAUAGCGACUCUUUUAUCUUGCGAAACUACGCCGCAGAAGAUGCAGAUGCUGUUUUUAUGGCAAAAGAAAGUAAAAAUAGCCACCCCGAAGCAGUAGAUCGCGACGUGCUCACGGUGACCUUUGGGACGGGUGAGAUCAGUGGUGUGUUUGUGCGCGACGAGAUCUGCUUGACAUCGAAGGGAGCAGUCGAAGAUAGAAAUAAUUUUUGCAGCUUUGGCAACUUCGUCACAGCGGUCAAGGAGACCAAUGAGCCGUUUGAGGACUUUGCCUUCGACGGGGUUCUGGGACUCUCUUUGCCAGAAAUGAGCCAGGGUAGUGAUUUCAACUUCCUGAACACGAUGCUGUCGUCGGGUGGCACAAGAAAUAGCGGCAUGGUGUUCUCGGUGUUUCUAUCGGACGAUUCCGAGGCCGAACAAUCGGAGAUUACCUUCGGCAGUUACAAACCCGAGCACAUCGCGAGCAGCGAAAAAUCGCUUUUUUGGGUGCCCGUGUCGCGGCCCACGGGGUAUUGGCAGGUCGAAAUGCGAGACAUUGCAAUAGAUAGCCGAAGGCAGAACCUAUGCUCGGCGUCGUCGCCAUUUCUGGCAAACAUACAGCUGGGCGCCGUGAACUCGAAGAACUUGCGGAGUUUCUCCGACGACCGUCACAGUUAUGAGGAAGCUGCACUUGUUCCAACUACUACUUCCACUUGUCAGGUGGCGCUCGACACGGGUACGAGCCAGCUCGCGGGGCCGAGCGCGGUCGUGGAGGAGUUGCGACGGAGGCUGGACGUGAAACCCGACUGCAGCAACUACGACUCCCUGCCGACGCUGGGCUUCGUGCUUGGGGAAAGGAUCCUCAACUUGGAUCCGGAAGACUAUGUUGAGCGGACAGGAGAAGAAAGCGGAAGUACGGUGUCAUGCGAUCUGUCCUUGAUGACGAUCGACGUGCCCCCGCCAAACGGGCCUUUGUUUAUCUUUGGGGACCCUUUCUUGCGGAAGUUCUACACAGUGUACGACAGCAACGAGCGGCGGAUCGGAUUCGCGGCGGCCAAGCACGCCGCGGUAUCGGAAGAAAAGGCACAACGGAGCGUCAUCGUGCUGCCGGAGGUGCUUUGAGAAGCGGAGUUCCGAAUGGAUUUAUUUUCUAAACAGCGAAGAAGUUGCUGCAUGAAUUUGAAUUCAUUUCUCGUGGCCGGAAAAUUGUCCGGAUGCGACCACCGUGUUGCAGUUGCGUAGUUUCGUUUCAUUUGUAUAAUUGUUUGCUCAUAUUAAAUUUCGGCUGCUCGUCGCACAGAAUGCGUGCUUUUUCUUUUCCGAAGAUUUUCAAUCAAUGGCGCGACCAACUACUUCCACGACUCCAAGCGGCAAAU